AUGCUAGAAGAUCCAUGUCAAAAAGUUAUUCGCGUUAUUAAAGAGAAGCAACAUAACAGAGACUACACUUAUGAAGAAAGAGUGGCAAUACUUGACUUUCUAGUAAAGAGUAAAUUUGGAGAACAUUAUAUGGGAAAGAUCAGUGCCUUGCAUAGGUUAGCCUAUCAAAUGUAAUACGAAGUUUAUGAAAAGGGCAAGACAAUUUACACUAAUAUGGAUCAAAUUGAUAAGCAUUAUAUCAUUUUAAAUGGGAGAGUAGCUAUUUUAGAGAGCAAAAAUAUAGAAUAAAUGAACUACUAAAGAUAGAGAGAAUAAUAAUUUGACUAUGAUCGCACACUUUCCUAGCUAUAAGUAAAUUAAUAAGCUCGAUAGCUAAAGAAGAGAUGCGAACUUUAAUAAUAUGACAGUUUUGGAUUUAAUUUACAAUUAGCUUAACAAAAUACAUAGCAAUAUUCCCAAACUUCUGACCAUAUAGUCUUAGCUAUGGAAAAUACUCAUAUUUUAAUAUUAAAGGCAAAAAUAAUUCAAGAGAAUAAUGCAGAAAAUUUAUAGCUUAAUUGUAAAUUUGUUGGAAAGUAAUUGUAAGUAGAAUACACCUUGCUUAACGAUAUUAUUUGUGAGCAGUGCUUUAAAAAGAAAGGAAUGUAUAUUUGCUAAGAAAGUUAAAAUCCUCGUUUCAUUUAUUGCGUUUUAUAUGGUUCUGUUCUUUACCAAGAUUAAUCACCUGCUGGGACUAAUAGAAACAGAGUUGUUUUAGGUGAGGGAGCUAUUAUAGGUCAAUCUAUCAAAGGUGAAAAGCAAAGUAAUUCUAAUAAAGCUCAAAAUUAAAUUUCAUAAAAAGCUUUAUCUCGAUAAAAUAGCAGAUAUAAUGGUAUUUAGUUAGAUAUUUAAUCCGAUGAAAAAAUAAAUGAAAAGGAGGAGUAAGUAUAAUCUUCAAUACACUCUUCAUCUGAUUUUACUGUUAUAUUAAUGAUCGAUAAAGAAAAGCUUGGCUAAAAAUUGAUUGAAUACAGGAGGUAGUAGGAUUAUUCAAUAAAUAAUAGCAAUAAGCAGUAAUUUCACCAAAGUUCACAAAGGAGUAUUUAGAAACCUAAGGCAGAGAGCAGUUAAGUUAAUGAUUUUAAUGCAAAUAUUUAGUAAUCAAGAAGACAAUAAAGACCAGUUUAAGAAAUGAAUGUCACGAAAGGAAGAUUGGUGUUUUAAAAAAAGAGUAGGAGUUAAAGCUAUUCUAUUUUGUGCAAAUUGAUAUAAAAAGAAGAGAGAUCUAAUUCUUACAGCAGAAAUAAAUUAAAUUUUAUAGAACUAAAUCCUAAUUACAAAAAAGAGUAUUUAGCAAUUGAGUAACCAGAAAAUAAAAAUAGAAUAUAAACAUUAAUGGAAUAGUCAUUUUAUCAAAAUAACGAUGUCUAAAAUUCUAUGCAAACUAAAAACCUAUAAUUGUAAGCAAACGAGAACAAUAGUAAUAGGAAUGACUUUGAAGAUGUGGUUAAGAGACUUGCAGAAAAAAGUGUUUUCCCUUAAUAUUAUCAAUAGGAAAAGAAAUAUAAUAAAUUGCUAAUGAAAAACCUGAAAGAUAGGGAAUAGAUAGCUAGACUUAUAAUCGAGAGCAAAAAGCCUACUUACCUCCCAAAUUACUUUAGUAACCCUGAGAAUUUUGUAAACAAAGAUCAAUUAAUGAAUCAGUUUCACACAAAAUAUUUGCAUCAUAGUAUUAAAGAGAUUUAAAAUAACCAUAAAUAAAAAAGAAGCUACACUCACUAAAUCCAAAGUUAGAAUUCUACUGAAUAUUUAGAAAAUUUCAACAUAAAUAGUCUAUAAACUGAAGAAGAGAUAGAUAAAUUUAUCCAAAAAAUCAAUAGACAGCUUAUAAUAUCAGAGACUCAUCAAAACCAAAUACCUAACAAGACUUCAUAAAGCAUAUCAAAUAAAAAUAAUAAUAACAAUAACAAUAAUAAUAGUGUUAGUAGUCAUAACUAAUAAAUAAUUAAUAAAUAAUACACGCUUGGUAAUUUAAUCAGCGAAGAAAAUAUGGAUUUAAAUCAAGAGCAAGAUAAACUAAAUCACUUAACUGUAAAUUCAUAACAAUUAUUCUACCCAUAUAGAGUUCAAGAAAUGUUAGAUUAGUUUAUAUCUCUCAAAAACUAAGAAAGUGGAUAAAAGAAUAUAGAAUGUAUUGAAAUAAGAAAAUCUAGCAUUCCAUAAAUAAAAAAAUAAGGAUAGAGCUAAUAAGAAUAGUAUUUAAAAGAAGAGGUAUUUCAUAAUUAGAAUUAAAAUAUGCAAAAUAAUUGCAAUAUAUACUAAGAUAUUGCUUUUGAAAGUAAUUAGGAGCUUUAAGAGAUGGAUGUAAAUUACCCAUCUAACGACUCUUUUCAGAAUGACUAGUAUUUAAAUUAAUUAGAAAUUCGAGAAUAGGAUCAGAAUUUAAACAUGGAUACAGAUUAAACCCAAAAUUAUGAAAUUAUGAAUUAUUUUACUUCUAAUUAAGUAUCUAGGUUAGGAAGCAGAGGAAAUAUAGGGAUUAAUUAGGUAGAUAACGAAAAAGGAGUUCUUAGAUCACAAAGUGUAAAGGAGCUUAUCAAGAAAUAAAAUUUUAAACAAGAAUAAUUAAAAUCUUACAAAAUCGUAGAAUGA
Tetrahymena thermophila SB210 is the source of this 2631-nucleotide messenger RNA. RefSeq lists its product as hypothetical. The transcript is spliced from 2 exons. Lineage: Eukaryota; Ciliophora; Oligohymenophorea; Hymenostomatida; Tetrahymenidae. The record is from RefSeq and is a predicted model, not a curated record.